Messenger RNA from Leptinotarsa decemlineata (Colorado potato beetle), 1072 nucleotides. Its product is annotated as hatching enzyme 1.2. Gene Ontology annotation, molecular function: zinc ion binding; metalloendopeptidase activity. Gene Ontology annotation, biological process: proteolysis. The record is from RefSeq and is a predicted model, not a curated record. NCBI's taxonomy places the organism in Eukaryota, Metazoa, Arthropoda, Insecta, Coleoptera, Chrysomelidae.
GGUACUUUGGUUAGUACUGACACCGAACUCUUUCGAAGAAACACGCAAAUAUGACGAUUUUUGCUUCCACAUUAUUUACAAUGGUGUUUUUCAUUUUUACAAAUUUAUUAUCUUGUUUUCCACUAGAGGAAAGCGAUAAUAGUGUGGAUAAUUACGCUAUACAACUACCAAUCUUCGGGGAAAAUGCAUACAGAGAACCUGAUCCGGAAGCUGGAAAAAGAUUAGAAUCUUGGAACGUAACAAGCGAACAAAAUCCAGAGGAGUAUGAAAUGUAUCUGGAAGGAGAUAUCCUUAUUCCAGCCAAGUCCAGAAACGGUUUGGUGAGUGAGGCGUUCCGUUGGAAAAAUGGGGUAAUACCAUAUGAAAUAUCUGGCGACUUCCCAUCAGAUGGUUUGAACAUGAUUACGAGAGCGAUGAAUCUGUAUAAAAAAUACACCUGCGUCAGUUUCAGACCUAAAGUAUCAACUGACGAAGACUACAUCUCUAUAACGAAUGAUCGCACAGGAUGUUGGUCUAGUGUUGGUAGGAUCGGUGGACGACAACUUUUGAAUCUCCAAAGUCCCUCGUGCACAACAAAAAUUGGAACCCCUGUACAUGAGCUAAUGCAUGCUGCUGGUUUUUUGCAUGAACAAAAUCGAUAUGAAAGAGACGACUAUGUAACAAUUGUUUGGGGAAAUAUUAAAAGCGGUCAUGAAGGGAAUUUUAAUAAAGCUGAGAAGGGUACCGCACAAGGCUACGGAAUACCUUAUGAUUUCAGAUCAGUUAUGCAUUAUUCCAAUACAGCAUUUUCUAUUAAUGGACGACCAACUAUUGAACCAAAGGAUCCGAAAAAAGUUGAAAAGAUGGGUCAAAGAGAUGGUUUUAGUAAAGGUGACAUAACGAAAAUUAACGCUAUGUACAACUGCCCAGAAAAAACAGCUCAAGUUACAGUGAAUCGCCCAAGUGCAAAUGUGGAAAAUAAUAAUUCAAAAGAGGAAACCAAUCCACUCCUUCAGGCAGCAAACGGUUUAUUAGCAUUAUUCAUAAACAAAAAAUAAGUAUGAAUUAUGUAUUUCGAAUAUUUAUUUAUUUA